Messenger RNA from Anisakis simplex (herring worm), 852 nucleotides. The record is from the annotation of a GenBank genome assembly. Lineage: Eukaryota; Metazoa; Nematoda; Chromadorea; Rhabditida; Anisakidae.
AUGGUGUCGAAUGGAGCUGAUUCAAAAGCUGAAUCGAUCAGCAAGGAGACUAAGUCACGUCCACAACAACCGUCACGAAUGCCCUACUUCAAAAGGAUUUCGCUUCGUAAAAAGUUGAAUCCGCUUGCGAUUGGUUUGAAAAGUCGAAUGGACGAUGAAGAUGCGAUCGAUUUUUAUCGAGAAAUUCUGCUUAGAGGAGAGGAUAUCAAGAAACCGGAUGAGACACAAGAAUUUGAAGUUGAUAUCGAAACGUUACCAGCGAUAGAAUCCGAUGAAGUGGUGGCUGAUAAUCCAGCAAUUGUCAUUGCUUGUGCAUUGAAUGUGAUCCAACCGAGGCCAACCGAACUGAACGAUGAAAGCGGCGAGAAAGAAGAGAUUGGCUUAGAGCGCAUACACAAUUUAGCCUCAAAAGAAAAUGAUCUGCGAAGGCAAUCGCUCAGAAAAGUUUUCAACAUCAUUUCAUCGCAAUACACCGCUGAACUAGCCACCGAGCACGUGAUGGGUGGUGCGUCGAUCCAGUACAACACUCUGAUGAAGAAUUCGUAUCGCUUACGAGAUUCGCUGCCAAUAUUCUCGAAGACGAGGUGCGAUGCAGCCAAAUGGACGCAUAAGAUACUCAUUGAGUGCUUACCCGUGCCUAUGCUUGCCACCUACAUUAGUCUUUUACGAUUUUGUAAAACAUCGAGUCGACCAUUGGUGGAUUUGUUGGUGGGUGAAGAAACAGACGAUGAGCAACUGAAGACGUUGAAUAGUAAACUAACGGAUUUCAUUUUCGACAGAGUCACCGACCCACAAACAGCGUCCAUUUCACGAACGCUUAAUGUAAGUUCAACGAGAUGUUCAACGAAUUAA